AUGGGCAUCCGAACUGGAGCUGUGCUUUGCUUCGCGUGUCUUCUGGCGGCGGCGCAAGAUGACAUCUCUGUGGUGGUGAGCCGCGAUGUCUUUGACAAGCAGUUCCGAGGACAGAGCUUUGACACCUGGGGGGACUUUGUGGAGGCAGCCGGUGAGCAGAACAACCCAGGGGGCGAGGCGAGACUGAAGGCAGGCUUCGCCAUGCUCUUCGCUGCCUUGGCCACGGUCACGGUGGGCCUUGUGUCCACCUUCGUGCUGAAGAACGAGGUGUGCGCUCCUUUCCACUAUUGGCUGGUCUUCCUUAUCCUCAUGGGCUACGCAGCCGCGGUCUUUGCCUUCUGCAUCCGGUACUUCGAUGACCCAGCCUAUCGCGUGGUGACGAACCUCCUGUUCGGCCUAGUGCCUUGGAACGUGAGCGUCGCCUGCUACCUCUUGGUCUUCCUGCUCUUCGAUUGCGUCAGGGGCACGGGCGGCCGUCCCGAGGGCGCCGACACGACUGGGCAAGGCCCUCGCUCGGCGGCGCAGGAAGCAGAGGAUCCGGCCACCUCCAGCUUUUUGUUGCGGUUCCUGGGGAUGCUGGCCGUGCUGCCCUCGCUUGGAAUUUGUCUCUUCCUGACCAAGUCCUAUGCCACGGGGUUUACAGGCGUGGGCACCUUCUUCGAUGUGCUCGCCCUCUGCCUCUUUGUGGACGUGUGGCGGCUGCUGAUGCACAUGGCUUUGCUGGUGGCGCCCGAGUGGCUGUUGACCGGCAAAGUGAGGCGUGCCGACGGCGCCGAGCGGUUGCCGACGGCUUCACUCAGCCCAGCGCAGGCUGAGCCGGAGUGGCCUGCAAGGAUUCCGGGCGGCAUCAAGCUGACCUUCUACCUUUGCCCUAUGGCUUGA
This is a messenger RNA of Effrenium voratum, 882 nucleotides long. NCBI's taxonomy places the organism in Eukaryota, Dinophyceae, Suessiales, Symbiodiniaceae. The record is from the annotation of a GenBank genome assembly.